Molecule: messenger RNA, 633 nt
Organism: Otolemur garnettii (small-eared galago)
Lineage: Eukaryota; Metazoa; Chordata; Mammalia; Primates; Galagidae
Gene: MED31
Product: mediator complex subunit 31
Exons: 4
Coding region: 42-437 (131 amino acids)
Biological process (GO): regulation of transcription by RNA polymerase II
Cellular component (GO): core mediator complex; mediator complex
Molecular function (GO): transcription coregulator activity
Source: RefSeq, a predicted model, not a curated record
UUUUCUGUCAGACUGGUGGCGAUUUAGUGUCUUUGCUUGUUAUGGCCGCUGCCGUCGCUAUGGAGACAGAUGAUGCUGGCAAUCGACUUCGGUUUCAGUUGGAAUUGGAAUUUGUGCAGUGUUUAGCCAAUCCAAAUUACCUUAAUUUUCUUGCCCAGAGAGGUUACUUCAAAGACAAAGCUUUUGUUAAUUAUCUUAAGUACUUGCUUUACUGGAAAGAACCAGAAUAUGCCAAGUAUCUAAAGUACCCUCAGUGUUUACACAUGUUAGAACUACUCCAAUAUGAACACUUCCGAAAGGAGCUGGUGAAUGCUCAAUGUGCGAAAUUUAUUGAUGAACAGCAAAUUCUGCACUGGCAACACUAUUCCCGGAAGCGGAUGCGCCUUCAGCAAGCCUUGGCAGAGCAGCAACAGCAAAAUAACACAUCAGGAAAAUGAAAAGCCGGAUACAGACUAGGCUCUUAAGACUGUGUAUAUAACGCAUGUAUAUAAUGUAUUUCUUUUGUACAGUGAAGACAAAAAACUUUAUCUACUUUUACUGUGGUAGCACCUAAAAUCUUUAGAGUGUUUUUUUAUCCAACUUUCUGCUAAUAGAUUAUUUCCUUUAAAUCAAAAUUGUUCUACUUUGAUUUCC